This is a messenger RNA of Eruca vesicaria subsp. sativa (arugula), 513 nucleotides long. The record is from the annotation of a GenBank genome assembly. Lineage: Eukaryota; Viridiplantae; Streptophyta; Magnoliopsida; Brassicales; Brassicaceae.
AUGUGGAGGCGAUUAAGUGGUUGUGGUGGUGAACUAAAUCAUGAUGAAGAAACCGGCUAUGUAUCUCUGGAAGCAACCCAAAGGAAGAUAUCUUCCUCUCUUGAACAAGUUCCUGAGUCCCCUGAGGAGAGUUAUUUUGCUUCUUCAACCAGAGACGGAUUCAUAUGCAUAUCCGCUGCUCAGGAAAGUGAUGAGAUGCCACCAGUGGCAACUUGGGCCACUAUAAGUAAAGAAGCCAAAUCACUACUCCAUUUGAAUGGCAUUGCUUCAGUCUCAUCUUCCCUCAGAGCCAAGAGAGGCAGUAAAGUUGUCAAAGACAAUAAUGUCAGGCCUAAAUUUUCGUUUCACACCUAUGCUUAUGGAGAAAAUUCUUCCAAGAUAGGUUACAUGGCUGAAUACUUUGAGCUUGUCGAUGAUCAGGCCGCCAUAGAGGAGGAUCCAAUAGCUGAAUGCCCCAAUAGUUUUGAUGAAAUAUCAGAUAACACUCAGGAUGAGCAGUAUCCAAUCUUUUAG